GAUGGCGCUGCGCGAAGAGCCUCGCUCGACACAAACUCGGCGACUCCGCGCCUCCAGGCGGCACCACCGCCGCCCCUCCGACGAGGAAACGGGCGCAGAGCGGCUCACGGGCUUCCCGCGGGGAGGGCGGGGGCGCCGUGCGGACUGCAGAGCCGGAGGCCGGGGCCCCGCCCGCACCUCCGGGAGCGCUGCCGUUCGGCCCGCCCGCCGGGGUUGCCGCGCAUGCGCACAGUCGGCCGGCUGGCCGGGCGCCACAUCCGGGCCCGCGCGGUUGCCAUAGCAGCGGGGUCGCGGCGGGCGCACGGACAGGUCUUGAGGUGGCGGGCCAGGCGGCCCGCGGAGCCCCGGAACCGGACCGCUGCGCCCGCAGCGCCACAGCCAUGUCGCUGGGCACCGGGGAUCCGGCUUCGGAGACAGGAGAUGACAGUCUGUCGGCGAUUACCUUCGACUCCGACUUUGAGACGAAAACAAAGAGGAAAAGUGGCCACAAACCUCCAUCCACAUCGCCCAAGUCGCCGUAUUACUGCAAGCCGAGGACCGCGGCCAGCGGGCGGCCCCCGAGGACGGCGGCGAACAUGCCCCUGGGAAGCAGGACGCCUCUGACGCCACAGAGGCUGUGGCUGGGAAGUGCCAGGCAAGGUCUCGCCCCGGGGACGCCGGUCUACAGAGAGAAGGAGGACAUGUAUGACGAGAUCAUGGACUUGAAGAAGUCGCUGCACAUGCAGAGAAGCGAUGCAGACCUGCUGAGGACGAAGCUCCGGCGCCUCGAGGAGGAGAACAGCCGGAAGGACCGGCAGAUCGAGCAGCUGCUGGACCCGUCCCGAGGCCCGGAUUUUGUGUGGACUCUGGGAGAGAAAAGGCCGGACGCUGGCUGGGUCAUCAAUGGGCUGAAGCAGAGGGUCCUGCGGCUGGAGCAGCAGUGCAAGGACAAGGACAGCACCAUCAGCAAGCUGCAGGCGGACAUGAAGACCACGAGCUUGGAGGAGAUGCGGAUCGUCAUGGAGACGUGCUACGAGGAGAUCCACCGCCUCCAGACGCUGCUGGCGAGCUCGGAACCGUCGGGACGGAAGCCCGCGGGGGAGCGGAAGGCCGGCCUGCGGCGGCAGCGGAAGCUGAGCGGCGCGCUGCUGAGCCUGUCCCGCAGCGUGCAGGAGCUCACCGAGGAGAACCAGAGCCUGAAGGAGGACCUGGACCGCGUGCUCAGCAGCUCACCCACCGUCGCCCGGACCAAGGGGUGUGUGGAGUGGAGCAAGCCCCGGCUGCUGCGGCGGAUCGCGGAGCUGGAGAAGAUCAGGUCGCUGGAGAGCCCCCCGCCGCAGGCCCCAGACGGGGGCCGGUCCGAUGCCCUGGCGCUCUGCGUGUCCAGCACGUGGGGACACCCGCAGCCGCGCCCCGAGCCCCAGGAGGACGGCGAGCGCCACCAGGACAGCGAGCGCCAGGAGGACAGCGAGCGGCUCCGGGGCGCCCUGCGGAGCCUGAAGGGCGAGCGGAAGGCCCUGCGGGCCCAGCUGCAGGAGAGAGAGUCUCCGAAAGCCCGUCCUCAGCCCGUCACCGGUGGGACAGGAAUGGCCACGUGCGCGCAGCUCCUGGGAGGUGCCUGGGGACGCCUAUGCCCAGGACGUCUGGAGGUGAGGCAGCUGCUGCAGGCCAAGGCCGACGUGGAGAAGGAGCUGGAGGAGGUGCGGCGAGGAGAGGAGGCCAGGCGAGCGCGGGAGGCGGCCCUGAGAGAGGAAAUCCAAGCACUGACCUGGAAGUGUCAGGACCUGCAGGCAGCGAAGGAGGCAGAGGAAGACGACCCCACGGAGGGGACCACUGAGGCCCCGGAGGAGCCCGGGCCUGGGCCUGCCGGCAGUCCCUCUCCACAGCACUCGGAGCCCGGCGCCAGCGAGGACAGCCCGUCCCAGCCCUGCGCCUGCUCCGAGCAGCAGAGACACGCGGCCGCCAGCACCCUUCAGGCCCGGUGGAAGGUGUACAGGCGCCAGAAGAGGGAGGCCGCGCUGGACGAGGUGAGCAGGUUUGGUUCCCCGAUGCCAGAAAAGGCGGCCACGGUGCUCCAGGCGGCCUUCCGCGGACACCUGGCUCGGGAGGGGCUAUUGGCGAGCCCAGCGUGUGGUCCCGGACCGCCCAGUGUGCCCGGCCUCCCCAGCCAGAGCCCUCCCUCACCCCACCCUCCGAGCCCCGUUGUCCAGGCUGAGGGCGACCCCAGGCAGGAGGCGGCUGUCACCCUCAUCCAGUCAGUCUUCCGGGCGCACCUGGCACGGGUCAGGCACAGGACCGGGGCGCUCCCUGCAGCCUCUACCAGAUCGGCUAUUCCGGCCACACUCAGCGCGCCCUCCCCGCCAGCCCCCCCUGUGGCGCCUGCUGGUCAGGAAGACGGUGAAGUGAGUGGCGGGGACGCCAUGGAGGGCCCAGCCCCGCAGCCCUGCCCUGCCGAGCCCCCUCCCUCGUCUGCGCCCUGGGAAGACGUCUCCUCGGACGACUCGGACGAAGUCAUCAUGGCUCCAGCUCUGCCCACGAAGAGAAGCCCCUCCCUGCCCCCCGCCCUGGGUCCCUGCGGGCGCGCCGCACACGGGGACGCUCUGUCCGCGGAAAGCUAGGUUAGCAGGACAGAGACACUGGGAAGUCACUUACCUUUAGGGAAGGAACAGGACCUGCUCUCCCUCGGCACCUCCGGCUUCUCGUGUGGCUGGUUUGUGUGAGGCCCGAGCGCCUCCCCCUCCCCGUGGGGCCGGUGGUCGCCCCUGCCCGGUGCCCCGUGUCCACAGGGCGGUGUCAGGGCCGGGAGCCACCUUGGCCCGAAGGAAGCUUUUGCACCAUCUGUGGGCUCGAGCCCCCCCUCCCUCCCACCGUUACCGCUGGGCCUGUCCCGGUGCAGAGCUGGGGGCAGGAAAGCCCCGGCAGGUGCUGCAUGAUUCCAAGGCGCCCUCCGCCCAAAGCCGACCUCUGCGAGGCUGUCCCUCCGGGAGCUCCAGGCGAUGGGCCCUGCGGGAGCCUCCGGGGCUGGAGGGCAGGCCCUGCCGAGGGGGCGGGCAGGCUCCAGGGCAUCCAGAGGCCUGGCCACGGGCAGAGCUGGGAAGGGAAAGGCGGGACGAGCCCUGGACUGGUGUGCUGGGUGUGUGUAUGUCCUGUGCCCUGUCCUGGGCCCAGCACUACUGGGCUGCUCCACGCACACGGCCUCGCCGCUGCCCCAGCACACGCCGAGCCUCCCUGACGGCCGUGCAGCGUGCAGCCUGCCUGUGGCCCCUCAGACCCUGCGACUCUUCCCCGGGGAUGCCCCUGCCCCUGCCGGGCGCGCGUGCCGAGCUCAGCCUAGGCUGGGACCCAGGGCCCGCCUUCCGCGUGCUGCCAGACUGGCCCCGCUGCUCCCGCACCCAGGUGGGCGCCAGCAGUGAGGCCCCCAGGGGGCAGGGCCAGGGCCAGGUGAGGGAGCAGGGCCUGCGUGAGCCUGGGGAGACUGGACAAGGCCCAGGAGCAGGGAUGUGGCCUCAGUGAGCGCCAGCAGCCCAGGUCCUGCGUGUCCAGGGUGGGGGGAGGGGUGGCUCUGGGCCAUUUCCCUGCAGCCCCUGUGCAUCACCUCGCACUUGACAGCGAGCACACCUGUCUCCCCAGACCCUGACCUGGCAGUGACACCAUCAGCCUGCGGAGCUGUGGGGGCACCUGCCGACACGGUCGGGUGCGGGGGGACCACCCCUCAGGCUCCAGGGCACCCCCCUCAGGGCCCGGCUGGCUGUCUAUCCCACAGGGUCACCUUUAGCUCACAUCCCCCCUCCCACACGGACAGACUACAGACUCGACUCGGGAGGCGGGCGCUGGCGGGAAGUGGCCCCAGACUCAGGCGGGAAGAGGAGGGGCUGACGCCAGGGCGCAUGUGGGGCUGCAGGGUUUGUGCAGUGUGUGGUCCCCCAGUGGGGGGGCGUGGCUGGGACAGCCUGGCCACCAGGCCCCAGGCUUCCAUGUGUGGGCCCUGGAUGUCGCUGUGCUGACCAGGGCUCAUCCCCGUGGGCAGGAGGGACGGACAUGGUCCUAAUGCAGGCGCUGCUGUGCCGUCCUGGAGGAGGAAGGGCCUGGGCGCCGGGAGAGGCAGGUGCCCAGCCCGGCUCUGCGGCCUUAGAAAGCCCAGCUGAGCCCAGGACGCCCUGGGAGCGGUGGCACCUGUUCUCGGGCUCUGAGGACCUGAGAGCGACACAGACCUGCUGGGCCCCACCUCCGGCCUCCAGCAGCUGACCGCCCCUCGUGCUUCCUGAAGACCCCAGGAGUCCCCUCUGAAUGUGGCCCUGGACGGUUGGGUGGGCGGGUCCCUGGCUGCACCUCGUUGCUGCGAGGCUCUGGGGAGCGGGGGUCCCCUCUGCUCCUGCUGCUGGCCUUUGUGAAUAAACGCAGUUUGCAGCGUAUUUGUCACCAUCGCCCGUAAACCCGC
This is a messenger RNA of Myotis myotis, 4417 nucleotides long. It is a transcript of the gene IQCE, whose product is annotated as IQ motif containing E. Bases 381 to 2597 code for a protein of 738 amino acids. The record is from RefSeq and is a predicted model, not a curated record. The transcript has 23 exons. Gene Ontology annotation, molecular function: protein binding. NCBI's taxonomy places the organism in Eukaryota, Metazoa, Chordata, Mammalia, Chiroptera, Vespertilionidae.